Equus quagga is the source of this 2405-nucleotide messenger RNA. It is a transcript of the gene SMAP1, whose product is annotated as small ArfGAP 1. The transcript has 11 exons. Gene Ontology annotation, biological process: regulation of clathrin-dependent endocytosis. Gene Ontology annotation, molecular function: metal ion binding; GTPase activator activity. Bases 187 to 1596 code for a protein of 469 amino acids. The record is from RefSeq and is a predicted model, not a curated record. NCBI's taxonomy places the organism in Eukaryota, Metazoa, Chordata, Mammalia, Perissodactyla, Equidae.
CCCCUCCCGCCGGCCGGGAGGUGCGUGCAGGCGGGCGGGCGGCCGGCGAGGGGGCGGGACACGUCGGCGCUGCCACCACCGCGCCGCUUCCUGGGCUGCGUCCCCGCGUCCGUCCCGCGGCGCCGCGCGUCCCGGCCCGGCUGCUGCCCGCGUCCGCCGCCGGGCCAGCCGCCCGCCGCCGCCGUGAUGGCGACGCGCUCCUGCCGGGAGAAGGCGCAGAAGCUGAACGAGCAGCACCAGCUGAUCCUGUCCCGGCUGCUGCGGGAGGAGGACAACAAGUACUGCGCCGACUGCGAGGCCAAAGGUCCCCGAUGGGCUUCCUGGAAUAUUGGUGUGUUUAUUUGCAUCAGAUGUGCUGGAAUCCACAGAAAUCUUGGAGUUCAUAUAUCCAGGGUCAAGUCAGUCAACCUAGACCAAUGGACACCGGAACAGAUACAGUGUAUGCAAGAUAUGGGAAAUACUAAAGCAAGACUACUCUAUGAAGCCAAUCUUCCAGAGAACUUUCGAAGACCGCAGACAGAUCAAGCAGUGGAGUUUUUCAUCAGAGACAAAUACGAAAAGAAGAAAUACUAUGAUAAAAAUGCUAUAGCUAUUGCAAACAUUUCCUCUUCUGAUGCUCCUCUUCAGCCUUUGGUAUCCUCUCCUUCUCUACAAGCUGCUGCUGAGAAAAACAAGUUGGAGAAAGAAAAGGAAAAAAAAAAAGAAGAGAAAAAGAGAGAAAAGGAGCCAGAAAAGCCUGCAAAACCUCUCACAACUGAAAAGCUGCAGAAGAAAGAAGAUCAGCAAUUGGAGCCUAAAAAAAGUACCAGCCCUAAAAAAGCUGCAGAGCCCACCGUUGAUCUUUUAGGACUUGAUGGCCCUGCUGAGGCACCAGUGACCAAUGGGAACACGACCACAGUGCCAGCCCUGAAUGAUGAUCUGGACAUCUUUGGACCAAUGAUUUCUAAUCCCUUACCUGCAUCUGUCAUGCCCCCAGCUCAGGGCACGUCCUCUGUACCAGCAGCUGCUGCUCUGUCUACAGUAACCUCUGGGGAUCUGGAUCUCUUCACUGAGCAAACGACAAAAUCAGAAGAGGUGGCAAAGAAACAGCUCUCCAAGGACUCCAUCUUGUCUCUGUAUGGCACAGGGACCCUUCCGCAGCAGAGUGCUGGUGUGUUUAUGGGACCCACAAAUAUACCAUUUACCUCACAAGCACCAACUGCUUUUCAAGGUUUUCCAUCAAUGGGCGCACCUGUGCCUGCAGCUCCUGGCCUUAUAGGAAGUAUGAUGGGACAGAGCGCAAGCAUGAUGGUGGGCAUGCCCAUGCCCAUGCCCAAUGGGUUCAUGGGAAAUGCACAAACUGGUGUGAUGCCCCUUCCUCCGAACGUUGUUGGCGCCCAGGGAGGAAUGGUGGGCCAGAUGGGUGUGCCCCAGAGUAAGUUUGGCCUGCCACAAGCUCAACAGCCCCAGUGGAACCUCUCUCAGAUGAGUCAGCAGAUGGCUGGCAUGACUCUCGGUGCGAACCCUCCUGUGGGCCUCGGCCAGCCCCCCAGCACCACGGCAGGAUGGUCCGGAAGCUCAUCAGGUCAGACUCUCAGCACGCAGCUGUGGAAGUGAAAACUGCAGCGCAAGCUUCCUCCAGCACACGUGCCUGACACUCCUCGCUGGAGCGCAUCGAGUCCCCUGUUUAUUCAUGUACAUAAUAUUUUUUUCUUUUCCCCCAUUUGUUCAUAUUAAGAAUUACCUGAUUGGCCAUGUGGUCUGUCCUGAUUUAAUCUGAUGUGGUGAAAAGCAGGUUGAGAAACCAUUUUGUGUCCAGGGCAGCUUUGCUCAUAUUUCAUAAACCACAUUGUUUGAGAAGCUGCUCAGUCAACUUGCAUAAUCAGUUUUACUCUCGAUAAAAUUAUAGAUCUAAUGUUUGCAUAUAAGGGAAGUAGUUAUCAUGUUAGUAAUACCUCUAACAGUAUAAGCCUCACCCCAGAUUAGCCCGUAAUCCUGUAGGAAGGUACUGUACGAUCAAAUGUGUAAUCAUAUAAAUAGAAUGUCAGUGUGUCACUGAGCACUGUUUCCUGGUGUAUCCAGAGUCCCUGAUUUCAUCAUUCACUUCACUGUGCUGUGGUUACGAUGUGCUUAACAGGGAACGUGGUUAGUGAAAGGAAGAUAAACCUGGAUGUUCCUGCAAAACGUACCUUAACGAAUGUUGAAAGAAUUCAGAUUUUAUCUGCCUCUCUCUUAAUUUGGAUCUCUUCUAUACAUAGUGCUCACAUGAAGACCUUUCUCUGCGCUAUACACAAACAGGGUAACCAAACAAAGCCACUUUCACUUCUUGAAGGUAUAUCCAGGUUUAUGACAGUAAUUGUGUUUACAUUUUAUGGUGCCUAGUAUUGACAAAUGUUAUAGCCCUAUAUUAAACAGAUGAAUCCAUA